UUGAUCGUAGAACUAUCUUCACCAGAGGAGGCGAUCCGGACUCGCCGGCUCGUCUGGUACAUCGACUAAUAGACUAUCUGCAUGCUGAUAUCAUUUUAUGCUGACCAGAUGGCGUCGACCCUCGACAGCGGUGUAUUUAAUCGCCCUCUUUCCUCCCUCCAAAUCAUCAGCAUCAAUCAUCAAGAUCUUCCUUCUCAACAGUCUUCGAGAGUCGUCUUCAGCCUUUACUCUCUCGUCAGACUAUUUCAAUCUAUUACUUAAUAGCAAUGCCUGCUACUCCGCUCUUUGCACGAAACGACGUUCUUAACGUCAACCCCAGCAGUGGCACUACCAUCUCGCUGGUGGCCCACGGCUCAGACUGGUAUUGGACCGUGUUCUCAAUCAUGUCGGUGACUGCCAUUUGCUACGCAGGUACUUCCUUCAAGGUACCUCGUCGUGAGCGCUUCUUCCAUUACACCUCGAUUGUUGCUGCGAUAUUUGCUGCCAUCACCUACUUCUCUCUGGCCUCAAACCUCGGAUGGACCGGUGUUCAGACCCGAUACAACCAUUACCAGGGCGGUGGAGUUCGUCAAGUGUUCUAUGCCAGAUACAUUGGCUGGUUCCUCUCUGCUCCACUUCUUGUGCUCAACCUUUCGUUCUUUUCCGGACUUAACUGGGUCACCGCUCUCUACCUGGCUACCUUGACCGAAGUUUACGUCGUUUGCGGUCUUAUCGCCUCUUUGGUUGAGUCUUCGUACAAGUUUGGCUACUUCACCAUGGGUGCCUUUGCCUGGGUCUUGCUCUUCCUCAACCUUGGCUGGGUUGGCCUGCGCUCGAUCAAGACCCUCAACGCCGCGACCGUCACUCCAAAGCUCAGCAAGAUCUACUCUUAUAUCCUCAUGGGCGUCGGAAUUAUCUACUCCCUCUACCCGAUUUCUUGGGGUCUGUCUGAGGGUGGAAACGUCAUCUCCCCCACUUCAGAGGGUAUUUUCUACGGUAUCUUGGAUAUCAUGGCUCUGCCUGUGCUCAACUCGCUCUUGCUCUUCUACUCGCGCAAGCUUGACAUUGAUGAGCUUGGUCUGAGCAUUCCCAGCGCGACCCGCACCCCUGGCAAGAACUAAAAACUGAAGACACAGUUUUCUAGCUCUUUCGAUACAUCACAAGCACUAAUGGAAUAAUACGAGUGGCGCAAUGGUGUCUUUCCUAGCUAAUACCACUGAUCAAAUAAUGAAUUGUGCGAUGGUAUUUUGGUUCUAUGACGCAUGUUUUGAUUUUGGAUACUUUUAUGUGGAGGGCUUUUAAUAAUUGUCUUGGGGGUAUUCAGUUUAGAUUGGCUGUGAUGUACAACUCAGAUUGAAGAGCGUCAAGAAUGGUUCUAGGUUGAAGUUAAUGGCUAUUAUUUAAUAUCUAAUGACAUCUGAUUACAAAUAACUACUUCCAAGAUAAUUGCUA
Messenger RNA from Myxozyma melibiosi, 1431 nucleotides. RefSeq lists its product as uncharacterized. The record is from RefSeq and is a predicted model, not a curated record. Lineage: Eukaryota; Fungi; Ascomycota; Lipomycetes; Lipomycetales; Lipomycetaceae. The transcript has 2 exons. The coding region runs from base 267 to 1100 and encodes 277 amino acids. Gene Ontology annotation, cellular component: plasma membrane; endoplasmic reticulum.